Molecule: messenger RNA, 453 nt
Organism: Andrographis paniculata
Lineage: Eukaryota; Viridiplantae; Streptophyta; Magnoliopsida; Lamiales; Acanthaceae
Product: gamma-gliadin-like
Exons: 1
Coding region: 1-453 (150 amino acids)
Source: RefSeq, a predicted model, not a curated record
AUGGAGCCGCUAAAGAAGCAGGCCAUGGAGCUGCCUCAAAAAAAGAAGCAGGUUGUGGAGCCGCUUCCAGAAAGAAAUCAGGCCAUGGAGCCGCCAAAGAAGCAGGUUGUGAAGCCGCUUCAAGAAAGAAAGCAGGCUGUGAAGCCACUAAGGAAACAAGUUGUAGAGCCACUUCCAGAAAGGAAGCAGGCCAUGGAGGCGCAAACAAAGCAGGCUGUGGAGCCGCUUCCAGAAAGAAAGCAGGCCAUGGAGCCGCCAAGGAAGCAGGCCAUGAAGCUGCCAAGGAAGCAGGCUGUAGAGCCGCUUUUAGAGAAAAAGCAAGCUCUGGAGCCGCUUCAAGAAAAGAAGCAGGCUAUGGAGCUACUUCCAGAAAGAAAGCAAAUCAUUGAGCUACCAAGGAAGCAAGUUGUGAAGCCGCUUUUAGAGAGAAGGCGGGCUGUGGAGCCGCUUUAA